This is a messenger RNA of Myotis davidii, 4475 nucleotides long. It is a transcript of the gene CAPN13, whose product is annotated as calpain 13. Gene Ontology annotation, biological process: proteolysis. Gene Ontology annotation, molecular function: calcium-dependent cysteine-type endopeptidase activity. Gene Ontology annotation, cellular component: cytoplasm. The record is from RefSeq and is a predicted model, not a curated record. NCBI's taxonomy places the organism in Eukaryota, Metazoa, Chordata, Mammalia, Chiroptera, Vespertilionidae.
CCAGCACUGAGGGCUGCAACUUCACUUCCCCAGAGAGACUGCCACUCUCAUUCCCCAGGCUGCUGCUGAGUCCAGUCCUCCUGGGAUCCGGAACCCUUUGGGAACACUGCUGACACCGAGUGCUCCAUCGGACAUACCUGUUGGAAACAGGAAAAGACGCUGGAGGUCUUCUAAGGAGAGUCAUGGCACACACUCUGGAGCCUCUAUCCCAGAUGCCCGUCAUCAAGUUCAAGGGCCAGGACUUUAAGACCCUGCGGGAUCGUUGCCUACGCAGAGGCCUCCUGUUUGAGGAUGAGACCUUCCCUGCCGAGAUUUCUUCCAUAGGCCCGUUGCUGCUCCAGGGAAAACACCUCUCCAGGCUGCAAUGGGAGCGCCCAAAGGAUUUAUUGAUGGGUAAAGCAGAGCCUCAUUUCAUCCUGGAAGGUGCGAGCAGAUUUGACAUCCAGCAAGGGGAGGCAGGAGACUGCUGGUUCCUGGCAGCACUGGGCUCCUUGACACAGAACCCACAGCAUCUGCAGAAGAUCCUGAUGAACCAAAGCUUUUCCCACCAGUAUGCAGGCAUUUUCUGUUUCUGGUUCUGGCAGUGUGGCCAGUGGGCGGAAGUGGUGGUUGAUGAUCGCCUGCCUGUCCUGAACAGGAAGUACCUCUUUGUGCAUCCUCUCAACAACCAAGAGUUUUGGCCGUGCCUGCUGGAGAAGGCCUAUGCCAAGUUCCGCGGAUCCUAUCAGCACCUGCACUAUGGCUACCUCCCCGAUGCCCUGGUCGACCUCACGGGAGGGGUGGUCACCAGCAUCGAGCUGCACUCCUCCCCUUCUGACCUAGUGACGAUGGUAAAGACUGCUGCCAAGGCAGGCUCCCUGAUGACCUGUGCCACGCCGGCCGGGCCGACAGGAGAAGCCACAAGAAUGGAGAAUGGCCUGGUGAGCCAGCAUGCCUACACCGUGACUGGGGCCGAGCAGAUUCAGUACCGGCGGGGCUGGGAAGACCUCCUCCGCCUGUGGAACCCCUGGGGCCAGGACGAAUGGCGAGGGCGCUGGAGUGACGGGUCUCCGGAGUGGCAGGAAACCCGGGACCCACGGAAAAGCCAGCUGUAUGAGAACAAGGAUGAUGGCGAGUUUUGGAUGUCAUGUCGAGAUUUCCAAAACAACUUCUCCUGCCUGUAUGUAUGUAACCAGUUUCCAGUCAGCCUUGACCUGGGACACAUGCCCCAUGAAAGAUGGUCCCAAAUGACGUUUAAGAACCACAUGACUCCAGGGAACACCACAGGUAUUGACUGGUCAUGAUCCUGGCACGGGUGCUGCCAGCCCUGGCCCCGUCCUACUCUUUCUCUUGCAGGACUUGAGAGGGACACACAGUACAUCUUCUCUGUGCCUGAGAGCGUGGAAGGCAACAAUGUCAUCGUGUCUUUCAACAUCAGGCCACAAAAUGUAAAGGCAGAAGAUGGGAAAUUUCCACUAAACUUCCAGGUGUUCAAGGUCGACCCUCAGUUUCGGCACUUCCAGGAGAGACUGCCGUCCACCUUUUUUUCCCGAUUCAGAAGUGCUGACAAGGGCAUCGUGACUAAAACCAAGUACAACCUCACGAAGUGCUUCACGCUGAGCCCGGGGACCUACGUGGCCGUCGCGUCUGCGCGCACAGAAGCAGUUGAGUUCUUGCUUCGAAUCUUCCUGAAAAUGCCAGACCCGGACCGGAACCUGGGCAGUGGUUUCAACCUCAGAGCACUGCAGACAAGUCUUCCAGAAAAUGGCUCCCAACAAAGCAUUUUCUACAAGUACGCCCAGCAGGGACGAGGCAUUGAUGCCACCCAGCUUCAGAGACUUCUCAACCAGGAAUUCCUGAAAGGACCUCCAGCGGACACCUUCUCUCUGGAUGCGUGCCGGGGCAUCGUGGCGCUGAUGGAUCUGAAAGUGAACGGGCAGCUCGACGAGGAGGAGUUCUCCAGGCUGUGGAGCAGACUCGUCCGCUGCCAGAGCGUUUUCCAGAACACCCAGAGGAACACGGGCGUUUUCCUGAGCUCGGAUUUGUGGAGGGCCAUAAAGGAUACAGACUUCCUUGCAGGGGUCUCCGUCGGCAGCGAGCUGCUGGAUCUCGUCGCCCUCAGAUACAGCGACAGCGCUGGCAAAGUCAGCUUCCCCAGCCUGGUCUGCUUCCUGAUGCGGCUGGAAGCCAUGGCAAAGACUUUCCACAACCUCUCCAAGGAUGGAAAAGGACUGUACCUGACAGAAGUGGAGUGGAUGAACUUGGUCAUGUACAACUGAAGCAAGGAGCAGAGCAGACCCCAGAGACCAGAGAACAGACCUACAGAUACAUAGUCUACAUCCCACCCUACUACAGCAGAAGCCCCUGCAGAGUCUGAUAGAAUAUUCCGGAACUGGGGAGCUCAAUAUUUUGUGUUUCCAUUGUUGGACACCUUCAGGUGUUAGGUGUUCUUUAUCUAGAGGCAACAAUCUAAUUCCCUGGAACUUUCUAUCCAUGCUUCAAGCUCUACUCUCUGGACCACUGUAGAAAAAUAGACUUGGACAUGGCAGACCUUCAAAUACUUUGCUGCCUACCCCAAAGCCUCUCUUCUUUCAUUAUCUCUGAUGGUUCUUAACUAGGACCUUUUGGUGACCAUUCUCUAUAUGCCAAUGUCCCUUUGGAGCGUCCAGUCCCCUAGGCAGCAGACCUGUGAUCAACACAUUCUGGGCUCCUAUUCUUUUUGUCAACAGCAUUUAUUUAAUCUCCCAAUCAUGUACCUUGAAAUUAAGACACAGACAUGGUUUCUAUAAAGAAAUAAUAUUUUAGCAUAAACAUUUCCUGAUGAAUACCUGGUGCUUACUAAUGAACAGAAGUCAACAAACAUUGCAGAUAUUCAAGUUAAUUAGAUUCAACUAUAUUUUCCUGAAUUCCCCUUUCAAUCCUUUUUAAAAAUAGAACACUUGAUCAUUUCCAAUUUGCCUGAUUCCUAUCUCCAUCUGCAUGAGUUCCAAUAUCAGGAAUGAUUCUUCAAUUGUAUCUUUAAGCUAAUUUUGCAUGUAGGACCUAAAGCUUGAACUAACUGAACUCUCAAUUAUCCUUUCUCCCAUAAAGGGUCUCAGCUCCCUCUGCACUAAUUUCCUCACACUUCCUGUUCCUUAAGAUUAUGUCAGAAGGAAGUAUAAUGUAAGUUGCGUGGUUAUGUGUGUUUCAGUCUCUUUCAGUAAUGCCUAUCAUCACCCUAAGAGUGCUCCCCCGACUUCCCUGUUAAUCACAGCCCUCUGCCAUCACAUUAUUAAAGCAUAUCCAUUCACUCUUGGCUCAUGGGUUGCUUCGCAGAAUUGGAGGCAGAAGGAUGAAUAAAUCCUGCCUCCAAAUCUACAAACCCACUUUUAUCUGUAAUCACCUCCCACCUUCCUCCCAUUAUGCUAGAGGGCAUGUUCCUCUGAGGAUGUCCUGGAUCUAAUUACCUUCCACCUUCUCAAGGGUUUGAUUGAAUGAAUGCUCUCCUCUGACUUCUGAAUACCAAACCUCUCUCUCUCUUUCUUCUGGAGCCUUCUAAUUCCAAUUUAAACGUGCUUCCCUCUUAAAUUUCCAGCCACAACUCCAUCUCUUUCCUCUCUUUACAGAAAAACACCCAUCGAGAGCCAACUGUCUCUACAUCCUUUCCUCCCACUUUCUCCUAAAGUUGCUAAAAUUCAGAUUUCUCAGACAUCAUCUCUCCCGGCCUUUUGCAUUGGCUCCCUAUCUGAUAUCCUAUGUUCACCCAUAUCCCUCAAAUCAGUUUCCUGCAGUCUGAGCACACUUUAAAAGAUUCAGAUCCAAUCACUGAACUCCCCAGGUAAAAAUCCUUCAGUGUUUUCCAAUUGAUAUUCAGGGAAUGUACGGAAUCCUGAACAUGGUCUGCAUCGCCUGGCCCCUGCCCUCCCAUCUCACCACCCUUGUGUCUCUCCUCCUUCCUGCACUCUACUUCCACCACCACAGCAUCAUUUUAUUUCCUCUAGUGUUUUAUUCUUUUCCCAGCCUCAGGGCCUUUGCCCUUACUGUCUGCUCAGCCUGGGGUUAGUUACUAACUCCUAAGAGUUCAGGUCUUAGCCCUAUUGGGUUCCCGUGUUAUUUACUCACAUAUCACACUACCCCAAUCAUAACAUUCAAAACACGUUUUUAUUGUUGUUGCCAACUUUUUCCCUUUUUAGAGCUUUAUUAUGAUGCAACCCACACACCAUACAGUCUACCCAUUUAAGGUAUAGGGUUCGAUGCGUUUCAGUAUAGUCACAGCGCUGUGCAACCGUCACCACAAUGUAAUUUUAGAAUAUUUUUCAUUACCACAAAAAGAAACCCCAUGCCCAUUAACGGUCACUUCGUAAUUUUGCCUGACACCUCUAGUGCUAGGCAACCUCUAUUCUACUUUCUGUAUCUGUUUAUAAUUAGAAUCAUAUAAUAUUUGGUCCUUUGUGACUUCUUACACUUAGCAUGGUAUUUUCACGGUUCAUCCACCGUGAUAGAAUGUAUCAAGACAU